GGGGGAUCACACGAUUGAACACAUGUUCUGUAAGCUGCUGAACGAUAGGACAGUGGGAAUACUGGAGAAGGAACAUAGCAUUAGUGAGGGCCAGGCAGAUUUCCGAAAGAAGACGGGGUGCGUAGACCACGUAUUCACAGUAGGGAGAAUCAUCCAAGGUAGAAAGAGGGCGGGAAAGCCGACGGACUGCCUUUUCCUGGACGUGAAAAAGGCAUACGACACCGUGUGGAGAAAUGGGUUGUGGAAACAACUGUCCAAGUACGGGAUCAAGGGGAAAAUGUGGAGAGUGCUGAAGAUGAUGACAAGAGUAUUCUUCGACAUUGAGCGAGGGGUCCCACAAGGUUGCACGCUGUCCCCAACAUUGUUCCAGGUGUUCAUCAACGAUCUGUUGGAAGUCGUAGAGGCAGUCCGGAAGGGAGUAAAAGUAGGGGGCACGGAAACGUCGGUUUCAGGAAUGCUGUUUGCGGAUGAAUUUGUCGGAAUGUCGGACACCCCUGAGGGGCUGCAACUGCAAAUUGACGCGGCGAAGGAGUUUACUGAUAGGUGGAGAUUGUCUGCCAGCGUUAAGAAGAGUGCCGUCAUGAGCGUAAUCGUACCGCCGCUAGAGUACGCCGGAGAAGUAUGGGAAGGAAAUAAGAAGGUAGUGAAAGAACUCGAGGCGGCGGCGCAGAUGAAAGCAGCGAAAAUCAUCCUUGGAUGCUCCAAGCGCACAAGAAGAGACGCAAGGAAGCUGACAUGGCAGUUUCGCAUGUGCGGGAUGGGAGAGGAGAGGUUGCCGAGAAUAGUAUUGGAGGCGAAGUGGGCAAACGAUAAGAGGAGUAGACAACCCACGGAAUGGGUCAAGGUUGUAGAGGACGUAUGGAAGGGGUUCGACAUCGACGAAGAUGAAACGCUGGAAACGGAGGGUCUAAAGGGGUUCAAGGAGAAGAUACCUGUUGGUUGUGCCGAGAGAGAAGAACAGAAUCCAAGGAAAGAAUCCGAGGAUAAAGAGGGACUAGAAGUGUACGGAAUGUUGAAGGAAGGAAUAGGGUUCAAGGAUUACCUACAUGAACCAACGGAUGCAAGGACAAAGCUUAAGGUCAAAUUCAGGACCGGGGACAUAGGCCUUCGAGAACGUCGACGAAGACAUAGGACGGUAGACGACGAAGACGACGAGUUCAAAUGUGAUUGCGGCUUCGAAUGCGAAGACCGUGUUCAUGUAGUCGCGGAAUGUCCGUUGUACAAGAAGGAGAGGGAAGUGUACGUGACUGAGCUGGGAAAAAUAGAUGNGACGUCAGUUGUACGACGAGGAGAGGGAAGUGACGGUAGCUGUACUGGGGAGUAGGAAGUGGUUUGAAAAGGCGGGA
Ectocarpus sp. CCAP 1310/34 is the source of this 1346-nucleotide messenger RNA. The record is from the annotation of a GenBank genome assembly. NCBI's taxonomy places the organism in Eukaryota, Phaeophyceae, Ectocarpales, Ectocarpaceae.